AAAAGUAUUCCCAGUUCAGGCCGUCAGAUCUUCAUGAACCUGAAACCUGGACUCAGUUGCAGGGGAAAACUGCCACAUUGUGACAUCUGUGUGGAGGCCCUAGGCUCCUGGUGCAUCUCAGCAGUCCAGGGUAGCUCACCCUGUCACCUCCCCUGAAGAGAACAGCAGUUGACUUUACUACAAGGAUCUGAGGCCUAAGUGUGCUGGAGUCCCAAUACUAAAGGGAAACUGAAGAGACCGCUGUAGACAGAGUGUGGAGCCGAGAAUGAACUUGGUUUGAGCCUGGGAUCAGUUUCGUGGGUAGGCAGAGAAGAGCAGGAGAGACUGUGACCCCAAGAACCAGAGAGACACAUAGCCAAGUAAGGACAGGUGCAGCCUGGCUUGGGCUACUUCCUCAUGGCCUCCAAGCAGGCUGCAGCCAAGGGCAAGGGGGAGAAACGGAAGCGAGUGGUGCUGACCCUGAAGGAAAAGAUUGACAUCUGCACUCGUCUGGAGCGUGGGGAGAGUAGGAAGGCACUGAUGCAGGAGUACAAUGUGGGCAUGUCCACUCUGUAUGACAUCAAAGCCCACAAGGCCCAGCUGCUCAGGUUCUUCGCCAGCUCAGAUUCUCGCCAGGCGCUGGAACAGCGGCGUACCCUGCAUACCCCGAAGCUGGAGCAUCUGGACCGGGUGCUCUAUGAAUGGUUCCUGGUAAAGCGUGCUGAGGGUAUCCCUGUGUCUGGCCCCAUGCUCAUCGAAAAGGCCAAGGACUUCUACAAGCAGAUGCGGCUGACAGAGCCCUGUGUGUUCUCUGGAGGGUGGCUUUGGCGCUUCAAAGCCAGGCAUGGGAUUAAAAAGCUAGAUGCCUCCAGUGAGAAGCAGGUGGCUGACCACCAAGCUGCUGAGCAGUUCUGUGGCUUUUUCAGGAGCCUCGCAGCUGAGCAUGGGCUGUCUCCUGAGCAGGUGUACAGUGCUGAUGAGACUGGUCUUGUCUGGCGGUGCUUGCCAAAUUCUAGCCCGGAUGAUGGGACUGUGCCCCACUUCAAACAGGGCAAGGACAGGCUGACUGUCUUAAUGUGCGCCAAUGCCACAGGCUCACACAGAAUCAAGCCUUUGGCCAUUGGGAAGGGUGGCGGCCCCAGGGCCUUCAGAGGCAUCCAGCACCUGCCUAUUGCUUACAAGGCCCAGGGUAAUGCCUGGGUAGACAAAGAGAUUUUCUCAGACUGGUUCCAUCAUAUAUUUGUCCCUUCAGUGAGAGACCACUUUAGAGCCAUAGGCUUACCGGAAGACAGCAAGGCAAUUCUCUUGCUGGACCAUUCCCGGGCCCACCCACAGGAGUCUGAGCUGGUGUCAGAGAACGUCUUCACUAUCUUCCUGCCCUCCAGUGUGACCUCCUUACUACAGCCCACAGAGCAAGGCAUUCGCAGAGCCUUCAUGAGGCUCUUUAUUAACCCUCCUGUGGCCUUACAGGGCUUCCCCACCCGCCAUAACAUAAAUGAUGCCAUAGUCCACGUGGCCUGUGCCUGGAAUGCCGUGCCUAGCCAGGUCUUCAGGCGGGCCUGGAGGAAACUGUGGCCAACUGUCACAUUCACUGAAGGCUCCUCUGAGGAGGAGGCAGAGUGCUGUACCGUCAAACCUCACAAGACUUUCGCACACAUCCUUGAGCUUGUAAAAGAAGGGCCCUCCUCUUCUGGCAGCUGGCUUCAGGACAGCAGGGUUGAAGAGCGAGUUCUGGUAGGGAGGGACAUAGAUGAGGCCCCCGCUGUUGUGGCACCGUCCCAGGUCACUGGGUGUGCAGAAAAGUCAGAGAAAGAUGCUGGUGAGGAUGAGGAGGCAGCCUGGGAGCAAGCAGCCACAUCCUUUGAGGCACUUGUGCGCUUUGCAGAGCAGCAGCCGUGUUUCAGCGUGCAAGAGGUGGGGCAGCUGCAGGCACUGCACACAGUGUUCAGGAGACGGCAGCAGCUGAGGCAGCCCUGUGUGGCUCUCAGGGCUGUGAUCAAACUCGAGGCCCUUCAGGAGCACCCUGGUGUGUGCAUGGCCACAACCCACUCUGCCUUGCCUUGCUCAUCCACAGCAGGUGACAACUAAAGUACCUGUCCGUGCCUGCUGACCCUCUGCAGCUCUGCUCUGUGGCAUGUGUAGCUGUAGUCGGGCUUAGUCUGCCUGCAAGGGAGGAGAGCGUACUGAGAUGAGCGAGAGAGCAAGCAGACUCGGGCCCCAGGAGCAUGGCUCCUGUCAAGGUUGCUCCUUGUUUACAGAGGAUUCCAUUUGUUCUGGCUCGUGGUUUACUGUAUCUCCUAGCACAGAUAAUGUAUAAUUUGAAUGGCAGGAGACCUGGUGCCCUCUUUCUCAGGAGCCUCCCCUAGCUGCAGCUGGGUCUAGUGGGCCAGUUCUGUGUCUGGUGUUGGAAAACUGAGCCACGUUAUCAGGUUGAAGUGCCUUGAGGGGUGCACCUCCAGCCCUCAGGAGGCUCGUUCUCCUCAACUGGUGGACCCCAAGCCUGGUCCUGAGGGCACUGGCUUCAGCGUCUGACCUCAGUGUUCACAUCCCCCACUGCUAGUUGUAAAGGUACCAUGCCAUCUUCUUGGUCUGCACCCACCUCAGCCAUCGACAAACAAAUUCAACAGCAGGCUCUGUAGUGUCCCUGUCAACAGCAGAUCCUACCCAUGGGGUUCAGGUCUCACAAAGAUGCUGUGUGCUAUUUUCAGCAUUGCUGAGGCCAACAUGUGCCCAGAAGUCUGUGCUGCCCAGAACUUCAAAGUAACAGCCUUUAUGUGAACAGUUUGUAAAGUCACAGAACAGAAUAGCACUUGGUGGCUUGGAGUUCAACAGGGGGUAGGUGGUCUAGCAGUACUCCAAUGGCAUAUGAGUCUGCCCUGGUUGGUUCCAUGGAGACCAGCUGUCAGAGGACAUGACUGUUUUCCUGACAUUGGAGCUGCUGUGCCUGUGACUCCCAGUGUCCUUGUCUGCAGCGGUUAGCUCUCUGUUCUUUCACCGUGGCUUUGUCCUUGACCUUCACUCCCUCUGGGAUUUCUGUGGCUGUAUUACCACAGUUUUCAUUCCAGUGGUCGACAGCUGCUACACCAAGAAACUUUUGUUGGAACCUGUGAGAGCCAGAGGGGUUUGGGGAAUGUUGGUUUGUAUUUCUGUAUCUGUCCAAACACUGAGGAUGGUCAUUGCAGACAGCUCUAGUAGUGGAUGAGUGUUGUCUUGCUUCACCUGCAUGUGUGAAUAUUAUAACGAGGUUGUUUUCAGAA
This is a messenger RNA of Grammomys surdaster, 3236 nucleotides long. It is a transcript of the gene Jrk, whose product is annotated as Jrk helix-turn-helix protein. Gene Ontology annotation, cellular component: nucleus. Gene Ontology annotation, molecular function: DNA binding. Lineage: Eukaryota; Metazoa; Chordata; Mammalia; Rodentia; Muridae. The coding region runs from base 397 to 2067 and encodes 556 amino acids. The transcript has a single exon. The record is from RefSeq and is a predicted model, not a curated record.